AUGCAAUCAUUUCUCAGAUUUGGUCUUCUCGCCAUUGUCGCAACUCUUCUCCUCUUCUGUUUGACCUUUACCAAUGCUCAAGUGAGUUCCGCCUAUAAUGGUGCCUACGGAUAUCAAGGUGGAGCAGGACAAAAUUAUGGAGUGGCAGGUGGCAAUUACAAUUCCUAUGCUCAGAAUACUCAAGCAUAUAGUAAUCAAGUGAGUGCUGUGAACUAUCAACCCUACUCUGCCUAUGGUGCGAAUUAUGUUGGUCCAACUGCUUAUGGUUCAAAUUAUGGAGCUAAUUAUUACAUGCCUUUCUAUGGUGGAUUGGGUUAUGGUUAUGGUGCAGCUAUGCCUUUUUAUGGAGGAUAUGCAGCAGCCAUGCCUUUUUAUGGAGGAUAUGGUGGAUAUAGAUGGUGUUAA
Molecule: messenger RNA, 405 nt
Organism: Naegleria fowleri
Lineage: Eukaryota; Heterolobosea; Eutetramitea; Acrasida; Naegleriidae
Exons: 1
Coding region: 1-405 (134 amino acids)
Source: RefSeq, a predicted model, not a curated record